AUGUCCAGCUGCAAGUAUCAUACGCCUGAGGUGGCCAAGAAAGAUGCAGAGGUGAUGGCAGGCAUGUGUUGCACGGGGAGAGAGUGUGGCGAAUGGGAGCCCGUCAAGGAUUUCAGCGAGCUGCUGCGCGACGAGACGCUCAAGUAUCAGGAACGAGUUCAGAAGAUGGAGAGCAACCUCAAGCAGUCGAGUGGCGACAGCAUCCGCGCUCUGCGCAAGGUGAACGUGAACCUGUCGGAGGAGAUGCACUCGAUGCGACGCGUGUGCGCAGCGCUCGACGAGCAGUGCCGCGCCGCCAACAUGCGCGCGCAGUUCAAGGACGAGAUCAUUCGCGAGAUGCGGCGCCAGCUCAAGCAGGCCAAGGCGAAGCUAAAAGACACAACGGAGAUCACAAGCCUCAAGUCCAAGGACUACGUAAGUGGCGACGGCGAGUGCCCGCACGCGUCGGCCGUGUCGUACGACUCGGUGACGAUCGCGUGCGUGCGCGCACAGCCGCGGCGCAAGCGCGACGUGCCGCUGCGCGAUGCGUCGCUGCGGCCCUACGACUGCCGCUCGCCCGUCAACCUCUCUAACGACGAGUCCAUUAAUGUUGACUAG
This is a messenger RNA of Helicoverpa zea (corn earworm), 597 nucleotides long. RefSeq lists its product as uncharacterized. NCBI's taxonomy places the organism in Eukaryota, Metazoa, Arthropoda, Insecta, Lepidoptera, Noctuidae. The transcript has 5 exons. The coding region runs from base 1 to 597 and encodes 198 amino acids. The record is from RefSeq and is a predicted model, not a curated record.